This is a messenger RNA of Capsaspora owczarzaki ATCC 30864, 3163 nucleotides long. RefSeq lists its product as hypothetical. The record is from RefSeq and is a predicted model, not a curated record. NCBI's taxonomy places the organism in Eukaryota, Filasterea, Ministeriida, Capsasporidae. Bases 79 to 2571 code for a protein of 830 amino acids. Gene Ontology annotation, molecular function: protein phosphatase binding; protein phosphatase regulator activity. Gene Ontology annotation, cellular component: cytosol; nucleus. The transcript is spliced from 10 exons.
ACCCUUUCUGUCUCCAUCCUUUCUCCCAUCGCAGAAAACCCCCCGCCCAAACACAGACGCCAGCGCUUCUGAUCAGCCAUGUUCUGGAAGUUUGGUUUCCACGCACAGUCGGCCGUCGAGAAAAUCCUCGACCGCCAUGUCUUCACGCUGGAGAACCUGCUUGACGAGGAGGACGUCUUGCAAGAGACCAAGUCCAACAACAAGCGUCUCAUUGAAUACUUUGCCACGCCCGAAGUUCUUGAGCAGCUCAUCAAGUACACCGUGAACCAGCCUGACGAGGCUCUGGACGAGCGUGAACAGUACAAAUACCCGAGCCUUGCGGCCGAAAUCAUCUCGGCAGAAGUCUGGGCCAUCUGCGAUGGCAUUACGCAACAGCAAAGCCUGCUUGAGACGUUGUGGAACUUUUUGGACCAACCCGCGCCCCUCAACCCGCUUCUCGCCUCGUUCUUUGUCAAGGUUGCCUCCACUCUGCUCUUGAAGAAGCCUGCCGAAACCCUCGAGUUUGUUCAAAAGCAGCCCAAGAUGCUCGACAAGCUGCUCUCGCACAUCGGCACGUCCGCCAUCAAGGAUUUGUUGAUCCUGAUUGCCGUCGCCCAGGACCAGCCCGAGAAGGAGACGUCUUUGCACUGGCUGCAGGAGGAGCGUUUUAUUGAGCGGUUGAUUGAGCUUUUGGACGCCAAGUAUUCCGACGACGUCCACACCAACGCUUCUGGUGUGAUUGUCGAGAUGAUUCAAGCUUGCCACGAUCCGAACUUCUCGGCCCCACCAGUCGAGCUCAUUGGCAUGUUGCAAGAGGAAGCCAACAUCCAUCUGCUGUUGGAUGUCAUGAUGACCAGCUCGUCGUCGCUGAUUCAUGGCCUUACCGUUAUUCUCAACAUUGUCGACCACGACCGUGAAACGCCCCAAUCUGUUGAAGAGCCCCGAUCAGGCUCACCCACGUCCAUGGAGGCUGAGGCUGCUGAAGGACGGCAGGCCUUGGAACCCGCGCGCGUUCUGUCAUACGUUAUUCCUCGCAUCAAGGACUUGCAUGCCAUGCUCCUCGAUCAGGCUUCUUUGGCCGACGCACAGCCCCUCAAGCUCACGUCGGGCGUGCUUCAGCGUCCCUUUGGCGCCACUCGCCUGAAGAUUGUCCGCUUCCUGGCGAUGCUCUUCCGCUCCAGCAAUGCUGAUGCAUACAAGGCUCUUGCCGAAUGCAAAGCCCUUGACACUGUCUUGGACCUUUUCUUUGAAUUCCAAUGGAACAACUUCCUGCACGCACUUGUUGAGGACAUUAUCCGUGCCAUUUUCACUCCGCAACCGUCCUCGACUGAGCGAAACGAGUUUGAGCAGCUGCUUGUUGCCGCGCUCGACCAAGGCCGCGUCCUCCAACGCAUUAUCGAUGGUUUCUCGGCCAACCUGCUCGAUAACGGCAGUGUUCUGAAGCACAACCGACAAGGCUUUAUGGGUCACUUGACCAGCAUUGCCAACAUUGUCUCCGAGUCCUUGAAAGAAGAUCGUAGCAGCAUUCCUGACGUCAUUACUGCCGAAACCCUGGCUGCUUGGAAUGCCUUUACCGAAGGCCCACUGGCCCAGCUCAACCAUCUCAAUAGCCGAGAGCUUGGUGGCCCGCGGCCCUCCGCUCUGGACGACAGCGAUGAGGACGAUUUCCUCGAGCAACACAUGGGCGAUGACGACAACACCCAAUCGGCCUUCUCACACUACCUCAUUGAUCAACAAUCAAUUGAGCAGCAGCAUCACAGCGCGCAGUUCAACGGCGACGAUGACGAUGAUGACGAGCAUCAAGUGUAUGGCAUGCAAGAUCCCUUCGGAAACGUCACCCAAUACGACCCCGACGACCGCGAACCUGGCUCGCUUGCGUUCAACCGAGCACGGCCGUCGUUUGGCGAUGAUGACGACGAUGACGACGACGACGAUGAGGAGGAGGACGAGCACGAUGAGGAAGAUGAGGAAGACGAUGACUCUGAGGGCAAGAGCUCUGGCGACGAGGACGAGAGCAUUCGCAUCAUGCCUCCGCUUUCGCCUGCAGAGAAUGACGAAGCCGAGCCAAAGAUGCGUGAGCGCGCACGUGCUUUUUCGUCAGAGAAUGUCCACGCCAUUUCGUCUGGCGAGGAGUGGAGCGGUUUUGAGCAGUUCAAGCCGGAGCCGGCGGCGGCAACUGAGGCGCCUGCUCCGUCCCAAGUCCUGCUGUUGGACACAACUCCAGCUGAGGACGAGUCGGACGACACGCACGUACAAGAAACUGUCCCCGAAAGCGAGGGUGCAUCGCUCGAUGUCGGCAUCGAGACUUUGCCUUCGCACAUUGUUCUUGCUGCCGCCGCCGCUACCUCUGCUGAGGAGGAGCCCGCUGAGGAGGAGCACGCCGAGGAAGAACACGCUGAGGAGAAGCACGCCGAGGAGGCUGUUGUUGAAGCUCAAGAAGCUCCUGUCUCUGCCGAAUCCGAGCCUGUGGCUGAGCAAAAGUCGUGGGCUGAUGUUGUUAAGCAGCCUCAAGAGCUCGCUUCCGAGCCCGUUAACGGAGCUGCUGCUUCCAACGCGGACGAGGAGGACGAACCCACCACGUCCGAGUGCUAAUAAUAUUCUUCAUUGUACUUGGCCUGCGCGUUCGAGCAGGAUGGGUUUCUCCUAGAUUUUUGCUUUUAUUCGCCCUUCUUUUUUUUUCCGUAUCUUUCUUAGCCCGCUGGAACUGCUGUUCGAGCUCACUUCUUUUCCCAAUUUCUUCAAAAGCUAAUCCCUCCGUUUUGUCUCCUCUCUUUCUCUCUCUCUCUUUCCUAUUUGUCUUCGUCUUUUCCUGUUUGUGUGGUUGUGCUUGUCAUAUUUUGUUUGUGUGGGUUUUUUGUGUUUGCCAUGCCUGUGUGAAUUAUUUUCCAGAGCAUGUAUUGUGUCCUUGUUCUCCUUUUUGUCACUUAUUUUCGACGUUCAACCUCGUCAUCUCAUGUACCUCUUUUCUUUCUUUGGGUUUUUUGUCCUUGCUCGUCUUUUGUUUUGUUUUGUCGCCGCCACCACCACCACCACCAUUACCCCCUGGUUGGGCUUGGACUCUUUCAGUGCUCCAGCUGUUUAUCGUUGUUGGCACUUCGUUCGCCUGUGAAUGAAGCAUUGGAUUGAUUGCUUUGUUGUUUUUUUUUUUUUGCAUCUGUUUGUGCUUUCAUAAACUUUACUACUU